Molecule: messenger RNA, 2265 nt
Organism: Aspergillus clavatus NRRL 1
Lineage: Eukaryota; Fungi; Ascomycota; Eurotiomycetes; Eurotiales; Aspergillaceae
Gene: rim8
Product: pH response protein PalF
Exons: 2
Coding region: 1-2265 (754 amino acids)
Biological process (GO): ubiquitin-dependent endocytosis
Cellular component (GO): cytoplasm; cytosol; plasma membrane
Molecular function (GO): ubiquitin protein ligase binding; protein-macromolecule adaptor activity
Source: RefSeq, a predicted model, not a curated record
AUGUCAGUCAACUCCGCUCCCUCCCCGUCCUCCUCUUCGCCGCUCGGUCGGAAUCGAAGUUCGCUAUUAUCCAAGAUCCGUUCGCCGUUCAGUCACCAAAAUCGCAGCAUCGCCGACUUCUAUGUCGAACCCGACGAUCCGUGGCGCUCCUACUUCCCCGGUGAUGUGGUCAAGGGCACCGUGGUCCUGACUGUCGUACGACCGGUUCGCAUAACACAUUUGGUGGUCUCGCUGCAUGGACACGUCAAGGUCUUCAAGAACACGGUGGCUUCGGGAGAGCUGGAUGCCGAGGUCGGGAGCCUGGGUCCGGGACGCGGACGUCGAGGGCCGGAAUACUUGGGCAAUGGCCUGGCUACCCUGUUCGAAGAUGAGAUGGUUCUCUGCGGUGACGGACGCCUCAAGGAGGGAGUGUACAAAUUUCGCUUCGAGAUGUGCUUCCCUCCGUAUGCGCUCCCCAGCAGUAUCAACUUCGAGCGAGGGACGAUCUCCUACGUGCUUACAUCCACCCUAACGAAACCUACCACGAUGAACCCGACGCUGUCCUGCCGAAGGCGCAUCAACUUUCUCGAAAACAUCGACAUCGCUCCCUUUCCGGCCCCCAAGGCUCGAAUCGUCACCCUCGAACCUGUCUCCAAACGCUCGAAAUCGAAGGGCAAGGCAAAAUCGCUGGAAUCGGAUACGGCUCCGGAUACUCCGUCGCGGAAGUCGUCAUCCACCAGUGGCGGGACGGUUGGAGACAGUCGACCUCCCCUGAGCCCGGCCCCCAGCAAUGUCAGCUCGUCGAGCCGCCUCAGCAACAGCAGCCAGAGCUUCCAACUCGUCAGUGACCCAAGCUCCUCGGGGACCGGGGUCCGCAAUGGGAGCAUCACACCCUCGAUCGGUGAUAAGACCAUCACCGCAAAGACCGAAGUCUUGCGGGCUGGCGUGCUGCCGGGCGACACGUUACCGAUUAUCAUCACCAUCAAUCAUUGCAAGCAAGUGCGCAGCGCGCAUGGGAUCAUUGUUACUUUUUACCGCCAGGGGCGCAUCGAUCUCCAUCCUGCCCUCCCGGUCGGCCCGACAGGCGAAGGGAAAAAGCCUGUGUACGAGGACUACUACCCACGGUCACGGACCGGGCUUGGGGGGCUUUCCAUCGGCACCAGUCGCACGAGCAGCGUCUUCCGAAAAGAUUUGACCCAGACCUUUGCUCCGCUGGUGGUGGACCCCACCAAUAUGACCGCGGUCGUCAAGACUUCGAUACGCAUUCCCGAAGACGCCUUCCCGACCAUCACGCGCACGCCGGGCGGUAUGAUUAAUUUCCGGUAUUACGUGGAGGUGGUGGUCGACCUGCGCGGCAAGCUUACCUCGCCGGAACGGUUUCUCCCCCGAUUCCACAUGGUCUCGUCGGGGAGUAACUUCUCUCCCAGUGGCCAAGUUCUCAACCCGAGCGACGCCAACGGGAACGCGGUCACCACGAAUUGGGCCGGCAAUAUUCUGGAUACCGCGCAGAUCCGUCGCGAAAAGGGAGUCGUGGCGGUCGCAUUCGAGAUCGUCAUCGGAACACGUGACUCGCAACGGCGCAAGGAGGCUGCUGAACGCCCGUCGUCCCUUGCCGCCGGAUCUGACGUCCAGCCUCAGCCACUCUUUGUCGAGCGGGACCAUCUGCCGAUCGAUCCCAGUCCGAUACCGAGUGCCGGGACGGAAUUCUCGCGGCAAUCCGACUACGGCUUCCCUCCCGAGCUGCCAUGGCCCGAGCAUGGACUCGAUACGCCUCAACCAUACCACUUCCUGGGGGAAGUGAUCCCCACCCCACGUUCGGAAGAACCGACGGAUGAGAAGUCGCGGUUACGGCACGCCGAGCAGACGCUCUUACCCAGUCAACCACCUGACGAAUCCGAAGCCGGGCCAUCGCGGGGUCACCUGGAACCUCCCACGGCUCCUGUGCUACCCGAAGAUGACCACAUCCACGGCUACCAUCAUCUUCCGUCGCCGGUGGAGAACGGGCUUCCGCCGCCGCUCGUGCCUGCCGAAUCCGUGCAGACUGUGGUUGCCAGGAGCCGUGCGACCGCGUCGAACGGGACUCCAGUAGUUCCGGGUGAAGACAAGCAGGAACUGGAGCGACAGCGUCUCCUGAUGGAAGCAAGCGCUCCUGAAGACAUGGAUGUCUCGAAUGGACACUCCGCCGUUGAAGGUCCCAGUGCUCCGGUCUUCCACCACAACGACGACGAGCAGCUGGUGGGAGGGGCCGCGCAUGGAGACGAGUCACUCCCGCGGUACCAGAGAUGA